UCCAACUCCAGCGCCUCGUCUCUCUUCUCUCACUUUUCGUCACUCUCGUUGCUCUCACUUCUCGCACUCUCGCACUCACUUCUCACCUCUCGUCGCACUCACUCGUCGUUGCGGUCGCUCUCACCUCUCGUCACUCUCGCACUCACUGUUCGCUCGUCACUCUCUCACCUCUCAACGCCUUCCCUGCGCUCGCUUCGCCGGCGGCAGAAGCAGACGGAACCAGCAUCUGGUCCCUCGGGUGGUGGUGGUCUUCGUCUUCUUGUUUCGACCGUUGGUUCAGUUGGUCAGCUUCCUUCACCGUCGGUCCGAGAUUGAAACUUUUGGUUGAAGCUUCUAAGCAGAUUUUGUCAAAACAAAAGUAAUAGUGUCAUGGCAAGAGAAAUAUGGUUAAGUUACUACUUCAGCAAUCUGAACCUGGAAUGAGGCUAGAAGAAAUCGAAGCUUUGUUACAAUAUGCCCAACACUCUCCAGUUGAUGCGAAUAGCGCUUAUGGAUCAACUCAUGUUCCGAACCACUAAACGCAGAAACCCUCUCUCCGAUUGCACCAACACUCUUAACUCUUCUUCUCCACUUUCCAUAAGCCCUAUCAAACCCAAACCCAAAUCCAAACCUCCUUCUACUUCUUCCAAACCUCGCCUUAAUAAACCUUCUUCAUGCGCCUCUUCUACCAACGCUUCCCCAAAUCUCCAAAGCACUUCUUCGAACCCUACCAUUGCUCCUCCUCCGCCUUCGUCGCCAAAAACCUCGUCUUCUCCCGGGAAUUUUGUUGAUCUUGAGGAUUUUGAGCCUAUUUCAGUAACCUACGGCCGAAGAAGUGCUCCGAAUAAAAGGAAGGCUUUGGCAUUUCCUGACAUCAGCACACCCAUUUUGAAGCUUUCUGAUACAAGCAGCCCGAAAACUGAUGGUGGUAAAAGUGCAAAUCUACCUAAAGCCAAGGCAUUGACAAGUCCUUUGAGAAAGAAGCAGCGCACCACAUCAUCAGAAGAUACGCCCAAGGAUUCCGAGCUGCAAGAUUACAUUGAAAAACAGAAAGCCUACUUCAAAAUGAUUGAUGAAUUUGAACUGAUGGAAGAGGAAGUUGAAACAGAUGAUGAACCGGAUGAAGUGGCAAAGACGCGAUCCAAGUGUAACUAGCAGCUAGAACGUUGUUUUUUGUUUAGCUAGUUGUAUAGUAAUGAUAUACCAGUUUUCUAAACGAGAUAGCUUCAACCCCUAACAAAAUAUAAUAUUCUUGUAAACCUUUUGAUCAUGAUGAAUUCCUGAUUUCACAGUGAUGCAAAUUGUAUGCAUAAGCUAAAUAAAUAUUAUGAUUCCUUUUA
Molecule: messenger RNA, 1319 nt
Organism: Arachis duranensis
Lineage: Eukaryota; Viridiplantae; Streptophyta; Magnoliopsida; Fabales; Fabaceae
Product: classical arabinogalactan protein 9
Exons: 6
Coding region: 454-1134 (226 amino acids)
Source: RefSeq, a predicted model, not a curated record